CUGGCCGGUUUCAUCAUCGAUGAUGAAUCAAGUACACAAAUCAUGAAUCAUCAGUGAAGUCGUAGCUACUAUCAAGGGCCAAUUUGACCACUCCACGCUGCCCACGUUGGUCCGCUAGCAGUUUCUAUCAUUCAACUUUUCAUUCGACAAAUUGUGCGUCUGCUGGAUCGUCAGCCCAAUUCAACACGCGUCUAUUUGCCUGCGAACACACUCCUCGCUCAGUCAAACUUGUAAACACUUUGUGAAAGAUGGCUGACAACGGAGCGCACCCGACAGACGAGGACCCGGCCGCCGAGUUCCUGGCCCAGCAGGAGAACGAGAUAGCGGGGAUAGAGAACGACGCGGAAGGCUUCGAGGAGCUGAACGGAGACGACGGCCAGGAGCCCCCGCAGCAACCGGCGAGCAACUACGAUCCUUUUGCAGAGGAGCCCGCCACGGUGAACGGGGAUAUCUUUCAGGAGUCCAACGGCCCCACGGAUAACUAUGCAGCCAUCGCUCAAGUCGAUAUUCAGAGGCAAGAGCCGGAAAGUCUGCGCAAGUGGAGGGAGGAGCAGAAGGAACGCCUUGAGGUGUUAGACUCGGCAUCCAAGGCAGCAGAGGCCGAGUUGAGAGAGAAGGCCAAAAAGGAGCUUGAAGACUGGCAUGUACACCAGAGCGAGCAGAUGGAGAAGAACAAGGCCAACAACAGACUCUGCCCAAGUCUGACACGAUCGUCCGAGGAGUCCUUCCUGUCCGAGGGCGACAGCGACAGUCCCGGAUCGGCGUGGGAGCGAGUAGCUCACCUGUGCGACUUCAAUCCAAAAACCAACAAGCAGGCGAAAGACGUGUCUCGAAUGCGCUCUGUCCUCAUCUCGCUCAAACAGACCCCUCUAGUCCGCUAGGCUGGAAAACUAACUUCACUUCACACUACCUUUGCCUUUUCACUUGUCGCCACACCUCACAUUCCUUUGUGAUCCUCUUUUCAACACACAAAAAUACUCCUGAUUUGUACAUAUAUAUAUGUAUGUAUACAUAUAUAUAUAUAUAUAUAUAUAUAUAUAUAUAUAUAUAUAUAUAUAUAUAUAUAUAUAUAUAUAUAUAUAUAUAUAUAUAUAUAUAUAUAUAUAAAAUUCCAAUUUUCUUGAUGCCUACUUUAUUAGAAUAAUGCUCACGCUUGUGGGGAAAAUGAGACUAUUAUUGUAUCAUUACCGAAGAAAAUAUUGUUACUGCAAGUUAACCAUUUGUUACCCUUUUUAAAUUAUGAAUUUUUAGGUCAAUUUUAAUGCAUGCCUUUGCCAAGAUUUUGAAUGUUUUUAUUUUGGUUUUCCUUACUAGCUUUUUUUUUGGUAAGAGCAUGACUUGCUUCCUGAGCACAAUGCAGUGUAGAUUGUAACCACUUAUGCCUCCCAAUAAGGUAGACACACUUAACUUUGGAAUGUUGGCUGCACCCUAAUUGGCAGAUUUAAGGUUAAUAUCUUCUAGAGCAGUGGUUCUUAACCUUGUUGGAGGUACCGAACCCCACCAGUUUCAUAUGCGCAUUCACCAAACCCUUCUUUAGUGAAAAAUAAAAUGUUUUUUUGCUUUUUUUUUUCAGAUUCAAGAAAAAGUCAUGUUUUUUUACUGGUGCACAAAAUGAAUCGGGCAUGAACAUCACCUUGUUCAAAGAACAAAACCAACACAGUGAAUGAACUCGCAACAAAUUACACACCUUACCAUGAACUGAUUAACGUGGACCCCGACUUAAACAAGUUGAAAAACGUAUUCGGGUGUUACCAUUUAGUGGUCAAUUGUACGGAAUAUGUACUGUACUGUUUCAUAUAAUGUAUUCUCUUCCUUUGCAAUCUGCUAGUAAAAGUUUAAAUCAAUCAAUCAAACAACCUGCAAAUCAGAUGGAAAAUUAGGGGGAACAUUGUUGGGUCCGUAAUACGCUGAUAGGGAGAAGUUUUUAUUUACACAAUAAGUCGGAUGUGUCUUUACCUCCGUGGCGGAGGCUCCGCCGAACCCCUAGGGUUCGAUCGACCCCAGGUUAAGAACCACUGUUCUAGAGCUUAAAAUGUACUCAAUUUGGAAUAUUCAAACAAGCAAAAAUGGCACACAAAUAUUUUUGCUCGUAAGUCUAAAUUUCCAAUUAAAGAGCGUGUUUUUCAUGUCAUCUAUCUUUUAUAAGGUGCCAUCAACUGUGCGAAUUUUCACAUUCUCUUUCACAUGUUGCCUAUUUGGAUAUAAUAAUAAUAACCGAGGAAAGUGAAUGUCAAAAGGGAAUUGGUCAAUAAUAAAAAAAAUGGACAGUAUG
This is a messenger RNA of Entelurus aequoreus (snake pipefish), 2272 nucleotides long. RefSeq names its product clathrin, light chain B (gene cltb). Gene Ontology annotation, cellular component: synaptic vesicle membrane; clathrin coat of trans-Golgi network vesicle; clathrin coat of coated pit. The transcript is spliced from 6 exons. Gene Ontology annotation, biological process: clathrin-dependent endocytosis; clathrin coat assembly; intracellular protein transport. The record is from RefSeq and is a predicted model, not a curated record. Gene Ontology annotation, molecular function: structural molecule activity; clathrin heavy chain binding. The coding region runs from base 249 to 881 and encodes 210 amino acids. NCBI's taxonomy places the organism in Eukaryota, Metazoa, Chordata, Actinopteri, Syngnathiformes, Syngnathidae.